AUGGCUGAUAGUCUUGACAUGGAGACGCUGCUAGACAUGGCGUCGACAGACAGGAGUACGAUUCCCGCCGUCUUUUCUUCAGACCCGGAUAUUGCUCGCUUUAUGGAACCUGCGUUCUUACCACCACCGUCGAGGCUGGCGGACUCCUCGACCAGUCAUAAUUCUAUGGUACCAUCAACGGUCGACGCACAGCAGGUGGCGAUCAUGCCUUGGGAAGAGGAGAAGUUGACUACGUAUGCGCCAAGUCAUCAACAGGACUACUCUGCGAGCGCCAAGUUUACCGACGUUGGUAUUCCUUCUUCCGUUCAUCCUUCCUCUUUCUCGUCCGGACAGGUGGACCUUGCAUUGGGGCUAGAGCACACGAUGGUCUCCACUGCUUCAUCCCAAGACGAUAAUCAGUGGCAGAUGUACUUGAACACCUCGAACUCUCACUCAGGUUCGAUCCCUAGCUCCACUUCUUGGGUCGACGGCCUCAACUGCGUUACGCCGUCUUCAAGCAUCGCAAGCAUGACCUAUCCUGUAGAGGAACCUGCGUUCGACUUAUCUCAUCUAGCUCUCCCUCCCCCGACUUUUACCGUUGCUGAACCCACUCAGUCAGUCGCCCAUUCGAUCCCGAUGUACUCAAAUCAUCACCACGAGCUUGAGGGCGUCAUGUCGCAUCUCUCUGUCGGUCCUGGCCAUACCCAUCAAUUCAUAACGCCUUCUCGAACUCAGUACACAAAAGUUCAACGAGAAGCUAACGAACGGGCUUAUCUCUCGAAAUUAACGGCUCCUUACCUUCAUUGCAGUUCUUCUCAUCUUUCGCCCUUCCCAGCACGUCUCGAGCCCCUCGCGCAGUCGACUCCCUACCAGUCACCCAAUUCCUCACCGUCUCGAGGUCGAUCGCCAAUCUUGGGUCCAAAAAUGCAUUUUGCGCCUCAGCCGAUUCGGAAGGGUCGGGGUCUUUCAGGCUGGGGACAAACUAGUCCCGUCGAGUUCCCGACAUUAGGCUCUGACGCGAAGCUUGCGUCCCACAUCUCUCCACUUCCAUCGCCGGCCCUUCCGUCGUCGUUCAAGCUUUCUGAUACUGCCAUCUCAAGCGCUAGCAGUGAAGGCAGCACUAGGCAUAUGAGACCCACCAGGCGUAGUCGUAGAUCCGCGAUUUCCCUCACUCUGCCCGGGCACAUGGGCAAGGGGGAUACUUACGACUCGGAAGAAGAUGACGACGGCGGGGACGACGACCAUUCGGAUUUCUAUCAACCAUCCCGAUCCCCUUCUGUUGAUCUCUCCAAGUCUGAGUCGCUCCCUUCGUCGCCAUUCAUUUUCCCGGACUUUGCUCCUAUGAAUACGUUACCGAAGAAUGGCAGGAGGAGAACUAGAAGGGGGAAGGGGAAAGCCAAAGGCAGCGCAGCUCUUGCUUUGGCGGUCGUCACCCAGAUGAGUGCCAAGGAGAGCGGUAGCCUAGGUAUUGGGAGCCAAGGCUCGGUGGAAGCGGACGAAGAAUCUUUGGAUGAAGAUGGGCGAAAUUCGAGAGGUAUCCAGGCGGGCAGGAAACGCAAGAAUAAUCCCAUUCCGCUUCCCGUUCCUGUGCCGCACCUUAUCAAGAAGAGUAGAGGAAGGAAGGUCCCUUACGUCGCCCCUGACAAGGUUACAGCUGAGAGCGAUGCUAUCAAGGUGGAUGUCUCGAGUGGUGGGUCUCCUGCUGGUCAAGACGAAAAAUCAAACGAGAUGGAUGAUGACGGUGAGACCUUCAAGCCGUCGGUGCGUGGGGGUCGAAAAAAAAGCACCACGUUAUACAGUCUAGGCGAGGGAGGGAAAAGGACGUAUGUCUGCGUUGUCCCUGGUUGCGGCAAGUGUUUCGUUCGCGGCGAACACUUGAAGCGCCAUGUUAGGAGUAUUCAUACACACGACAAGCCGCAUCCCUGUCCUUACAAGGGUUGCGACAAGUCUUUUAGCCGUCGCGAUAACCUUGGUCAACACGUUCGCAUUCAUCUUGAGUCGUGA
Laccaria bicolor S238N-H82 is the source of this 1983-nucleotide messenger RNA. RefSeq lists its product as uncharacterized. The record is from RefSeq and is a predicted model, not a curated record. The transcript is spliced from 2 exons. Gene Ontology annotation, molecular function: DNA-binding transcription factor activity, RNA polymerase II-specific; RNA polymerase II cis-regulatory region sequence-specific DNA binding. Gene Ontology annotation, biological process: regulation of transcription by RNA polymerase II. The coding region runs from base 1 to 1983 and encodes 660 amino acids. Lineage: Eukaryota; Fungi; Basidiomycota; Agaricomycetes; Agaricales; Hydnangiaceae. Gene Ontology annotation, cellular component: PcG protein complex; transcription regulator complex.